GAACAACUACUAACGAAGAAGAAGAGCAGCGCAGCCUUUUCCGUGAGCACGCGGUACGUCCGGCCUUUCCAACGGAGCUCAGAGACGGAACAUGGCCAAGAUAAAGGCAAGAGAUCUUCGGGGCAAGAAGAAGGAAGAGCUGCUCAAGCAGCUCGACGACCUGAAAAAUGAACUGUCUCAGCUCCGAGUGGCCAAGGUGACCGGAGGAGCUGCUUCCAAGCUCUCCAAAAUCCGUGUUGUCCGUAAAUCCAUCGCCCGCGUCCUGACGGUCAUCAACCAGACACAGAAAGAGAACCUGAGGAAGUUCUACAAGGGGAAGAAGUACAAGCCUCUGGACCUGAGACCCAAGAAGACCCGAGCUCUGCGGCGCCGACUCAACAAGCACGAGGAGAGUCUGCGCACCAAGAAGCAGCAGAAGAAGGACCUGCUGUACUCCAUGCGCAAAUUCGCUGUCAAAGCUUAGAGGCUUUUUCUAUUGGCUAAAUAAAAUCUGUGUAAAAAGACCA
This is a messenger RNA of Salarias fasciatus (jewelled blenny), 506 nucleotides long. RefSeq names its product ribosomal protein L35 (gene rpl35). The record is from RefSeq and is a predicted model, not a curated record. Gene Ontology annotation, biological process: maturation of LSU-rRNA from tricistronic rRNA transcript (SSU-rRNA, 5.8S rRNA, LSU-rRNA); translation. Gene Ontology annotation, molecular function: structural constituent of ribosome; mRNA binding. Gene Ontology annotation, cellular component: ribosome; cytosolic large ribosomal subunit. NCBI's taxonomy places the organism in Eukaryota, Metazoa, Chordata, Actinopteri, Blenniiformes, Blenniidae. Bases 92 to 463 code for a protein of 123 amino acids. The transcript is spliced from 4 exons.